Dendrobium catenatum is the source of this 3084-nucleotide messenger RNA. Its product is annotated as probable methionine--tRNA ligase. Lineage: Eukaryota; Viridiplantae; Streptophyta; Magnoliopsida; Asparagales; Orchidaceae. Gene Ontology annotation, biological process: methionyl-tRNA aminoacylation. The transcript is spliced from 17 exons. The record is from RefSeq and is a predicted model, not a curated record. Gene Ontology annotation, molecular function: tRNA binding; methionine-tRNA ligase activity; ATP binding. Gene Ontology annotation, cellular component: aminoacyl-tRNA synthetase multienzyme complex; cytosol. Bases 483 to 2888 code for a protein of 801 amino acids.
UGCAUUGCCUAGAGGUCCUUAGUAUUGUUAGGGUUUGCUUUUCCUCUUCUUCAUUUCUUCGCUGACGCCUGCUUUGCUAAGGUAGAAUUUUGAACGAACUCAUCAAAACUGUUUAAAUUCUGUAUCCAAGCUACCCCUUUCAGAUCAACAUAAUUACCUGUGCUAAACCCUGCUCGUGGAGACUGCGAACGAAGACUAAUCGCAGAGGAAGACGCUGAGGCGGCGGUCGAGAGGCUGAGGUGAAGCAGGACGAGGGCGUUCGCAGCUACUCCACGACACGGACGCCGCGGGAGAGAGUUCUCGCGAGCGUUAAAUCCGCCGAACCGAGGAUUUACUAAAUCCCGGAUUUACGCCUUAAAUCCGGGAUUUACCGAGGAUCGCGAUUUACGGAGCGCUCGAAAACCGUUUGGCAGGAUUUAACGUAAAUCCGAGCGUAAUUCCCAUACCAAACAUCCCCUUCGUUCCCGUUGAUCUCGAUAGAAAUGGGUGAAAUUCCGGGGAAGAAGAACGCGAAGCUGCCGAUACCUGGGAAGCGGAACAUUCUUAUCACCAGCGCUCUUCCCUAUGUCAACAACGUCCCCCACCUCGGCAACAUAAUUGGAUGUGUUUUGAGCGCCGAUGUAUUCGCUCGCUACUGCCGGCUGCGAGGUUACAACACCAUAUACAUCUGCGGUACUGAUGAGUACGGGACUUCUACUGAAACUAAAGCGAUGGAGGAGAACUGCACGCCUAAGGAGAUUUGCGAUAAGUACCAUGCAAUUCACAAUGAGGUUUAUAAAUGGUUUGACAUAAGUUUUGAUGAAUUUGGACGCACAUCUAGUCCGCAACAGACUGAAAUUUGCCAAGCAAUAUUUCAAAAGCUUUUGGAAAAUAAAUGGUUGUCUGAGAACACCAUGCAGCAGCUUUACUGUGAUACAUGCAAACGCUUCCUAGCUGAUCGGCUUGUGGAGGGCACAUGCCCUAGAUCAAAUUGUAACUAUGAGUCUGCACGAGGUGACCAAUGUGAAAAAUGUGGGAACUUGUUAAAUCCAACAGAAUUACAAGAUCCCAAAUGCAAGGUGUGUAGGAACACUCCACGAAUCCGUGAUACUGACCACUUGUUUCUUGAGCUCCCUUUACUUAAAGAUAAACUAGAAGAGUAUGUUAACCUCACGUCUGUGGUUGGUGGGUGGAGCCAAAAUGCCGUUCAGGCUACCCAUGCUUGGCUGAAAGAAGGGUUAAAGCCCCGUUGUAUUACAAGAGAUCUUAAGUGGGGUGUUCCUGUGCCACAUGAAAAAUAUAGAGAUAAGGUGUUUUACGUGUGGUUUGAUGCUCCAAUUGGAUAUGUAUCUAUCACUUCAUGCUAUACACCAGAUUGGGAGAAAUGGUGGAAGAAUCCGGAUAAUGUGGAUCUCUUUCAGUUUAUGGGCAAGGAUAAUGUGCCAUUUCAUACGGUCAUGUUCCCUUCUACUCUUCUUGGAACAGGUGAAAACUGGACAUUACUGAAGACAAUAAGUGUAACAGAAUAUUUGAAUUAUGAAUCAGGUAAGUUCUCCAAGAGCAAGGGUAUUGGUAUUUUUGGUAAUGAUGCAAAGGACACAAAUAUUCCCACGGAGGUUUGGAGAUAUUAUUUGCUAACUAAUAGGCCAGAGGUCUCCGACACUUUGUUCACAUGGACAGAUUUGCAGGCUAAGCUAAACACUGAGUUACUAAAUAACUUAGGCAACUUUAUUAACCGUGUUUUGAGCUUCGUCGCCAAACCAUCAGGAUCCGGGUACAAUUCCAUCAUACCUGAUGCUCCGGAUGCAGAAUCCCAUCAUUUAACAAAAGCUUUGGCAGAGAAAGUCUCAAAACUUGUAGAGCAAUAUCUUGAUGCCAUGGAGAAGGUUAAAUUAAAACAAGGCCUGAAAACGGCAAUGAGUAUUUCAAGCGAGGGAAAUUCUUAUUUACAAGAGAGCCAGUUUUGGAAACUCUACAAGGAUGACCCAUCAUCAUGUUCAAUUGUGAUGAAGACGUCGACUGGCCUCGUACUGCUGCUUGCAUGUUUACUGGAACCUUUUAUGCCUUCCUUCUCUUCUGAAGUGUUGAAACAGCUUAAUUUGCCCCCGGAAACACAUCUUUCAUUGUGUGAUGACAAAGGUGACAUUGAUAAGGCAAAGCAACCUUGGAAUUUUCUUCCUUCCGGCCAUAAAAUUGGGAAACCUGAACCACUGUUCAGGGAACUGAAAGACGAAGAAGUGGAAAGCUUAAGACAAAGAUAUGCUGGUAGUCAAGCUGAAAGAAUUGAAAAAGCAGAAGCUGAUGCAAAGAAGAUAGCUGAGCAACUUAAGAGUACAAAAAUAUCUGGAGUAAGUGCAAAGAAACAACCGGCAAAAUCCACUGUUAAUACUAAACCAAAGGCCCCUGAAGCAGAAAUAUCUGUUUCAAGACUUGAUAUACGGGUUGGUCAAAUCAGGAAGGUUCAGAAGCAUCCGGAUGCUGACUCUCUCUACGUUGAAGAAAUUGAUGUUGGUGAAGAAUCAACUAGGACCGUUGUGAGUGGUCUUGUCAAGUUCAUUCCUCUUGAAGAAAUGCAGAAUCGAAAAGUUUGUGUUCUUUGUAAUCUGAAACCAGCAACCAUGAGAGGAAUUAAAUCACAUGCAAUGGUAUUUGCUGCAUCAAAUGAUGACCACACCAAAGUGGAAUUGGUUGAUCCCCCAGCAUCAGCUGUAGUAGGAGAGCGAAUUACCUUUCCAGGGUAUUCAGGGGAGCCUGAUGGUUUGCUGAAUGCCAAGAGUAAGGUCUGGGAGAAGGUGCAGGUAGAUUUGCACACAGAUGCAGAACUUGUUGCUCAUUACAAAGAUUCUCCUUUUACUACUUCUGCUGGGAUCUGCAAAGUCUUGUCCAUUGCUAGUGGUGCGAUUAGGUAGAUUAUUUAACUACUGGACUAAUUACAAUAAGUUUAUGUUGAAUUGUUGAAUUAGUUAUAGACACAUCAAGUGUAGAUUAUUGUUAUCAUUUGUUUAACUAACUUAAACUUUUAUUUAGAGACUAAUUACAGUUAGAAAAAACUUAAUUGUUGAAUUGCUGAAUUAAUUAUAAAUGCAUCAGCUGUAGAUUAUUGUA